Molecule: messenger RNA, 1834 nt
Organism: Cucumis sativus (cucumber)
Lineage: Eukaryota; Viridiplantae; Streptophyta; Magnoliopsida; Cucurbitales; Cucurbitaceae
Product: protein PIN-LIKES 7
Exons: 9
Coding region: 362-1633 (423 amino acids)
Biological process (GO): endoplasmic reticulum to cytosol auxin transport
Cellular component (GO): membrane
Source: RefSeq, a predicted model, not a curated record
UUUCUCACACACACCGUCCUCUGAUUCCCUUAAUUUCUCUCUUCAAACCUAAACCCUAAACCUAACCCCCAAUCUACCUCUCUCUCUCUUUCUCUCUCUUUCUCUCUCUUUCUCUCUCUCUCUCUCACACACACCGAAUAUAUUUAACUCAAUUUUCCCGGAUCGACCUACCUUUUAAUACCCAUUAUUAUUAUAAACUAAUAUCAUUUUUCAUUAGUUUUCUUCUUAAUUAUUUCUUCUUCCUCCUCGGCUGGGUCGCUGCCACUACCAGCUUCUUUCAGGAGAUUACUUCCCACGUCACCUCAUAAAUUCAGAAAAAAAAAAAAACCAUCCCAAAAAUUCAAAUCCAAAUUGAGAAGAGAUGGGUUUGUUAUCUCUAUUGGAGGUGGCAUUAAUGCCCAAUUUACAAGUGCUUCUCAUUUGUUUGGUGGGUGCCCUUUUGGCUACCGAUUAUUGCAACCUUCUUCCUGCUCAUGCUCGAACCUCUCUCAACAAGAUUGUGUUUACUGUUUUCACUCCAUGUCUCAUGUUUGCAAAUUUGGCCAAAACAGUCACCUUUCAAGACAUUGUUUCAUGGUGGUUCAUGCCAGUGAACAUUGGUCUUACUUUUCUAUUUGGAGGAAUAUUGGGAUGGAUAGUUGUUAAAAUAUUGAAACCCAAGCCAUAUCUUGAAGGCCUUGUCAUUGCAGCCUCUUCUUCUGGGAACUUAGGUAACCUUCUUCUCAUCAUCGUCCCUGCUAUCUGUGAUGAGGAUGGUAGCCCUUUCGGUGACCGCGAUACCUGCACUUCUCUCGGACUCUCUUAUGCUUCCUUUUCCAUGGCGCUAGGUGGGUUUUACCUGUGGACCUAUACUUAUCAGCUUGUGAAAACCUCGUCCAUGCGAUUGAAAGCACUUGAAGUUGAAGAAGCAGAGGAGCAGUUGAAAGCACCCAACCAUGCCUCCAAUGGAGAUCUACAAGCUCACCUUCUCAAUAAACAAAAUGGGGAACAAGCCCAUCUUCUUCCUGUUUCAGUCUCAUCAACCACCAACACCUUGUUGGAACAGGUUGAAUCCCAACAUUCAGUAGAUAGCUUAGAGAAAGGGGAAUCACCCUCCAUUUGGGCUAAAACACUUGAAUUUAUGCAUAGCAUUAUUGAAGAAUUGAUGGCCCCUCCAUCACUAGGAGCUAUUGUGGGUUUCAUUUUUGGAGCGGUGGCAUGGCUUAGAAAUCUGGUGGUUGGGGACAAUGCUCCAUUUAAAGUAAUCCAAGACUCCGUUCAACUACUCGGAGAGGGGACAAUUCCUUGCACUACUCUCAUAUUAGGUGGGAAUCUGGUUCAAGGGUUACGGUCGUCAAAGGUGAAAGCAAGCACAAUCAUUGGAGUGAUCGGAGUUCGAUAUGUUGUAUUGCCUCUAAUUGGAAUUUCGGUAGUUAAAGCGGCAAAUGCAUUGGGGUUCUUAGCGCCGGAUCCUCUUUAUCAUUUCUUGUUGAUGGUUCAGUACACCACGCCACCCGCCAUGGCUAUUGGCACAAUGACUCAACUGUUUGGUGUUGGUCAAGAGGAAUGCUCUGUUAUUAUGCUUUGGACGUAUUUGGCUGCUGCUCUUUCUCUCGCUCUUUGGUCUGCAGUUUUCAUGUGGAUCUUGUCUUGAUUCCUUUUCUUCUUAUAUUCUUUUUGUAAAAUGUAGUCUAUUUGUUUUGCCAACCUGUUUUGCUAUAUUCAAAAAAUAUAAAGAGGGAAGUAGGUGAUAAAAUAACAUAUCAAUACUCAAUUCAAUUUGGAGUCUUGUAAGUUAUGUAUUCAAAAGUGAUAGCAUUAGUUAUUCCUUUUUCUUUUCUUUCUUGAAAAUCAA